AUGAAACCUCGCGGCUUCCCAGAGAAAGGGUCCGAAAGGACAACUCCGGCUAAACCCACUUCACGGAAUCUUCGAGAGCCGAGAUCUCGCAGUCCCUCAUCCCGUACCUUCCAUCUUUUUCUCCCCCGCCCCCUCCCAUCUCUCAGUCCUAAGGACUUCCGGAUCCAGACCGGAACCGGAAGUUCCUGGAAGCGGGGGGGUGGGGCCGAAAGUCAAAAAAAGGCGCGGUGA
This is a messenger RNA of Pipistrellus nathusii (Nathusius's pipistrelle), 231 nucleotides long. The record is from the annotation of a GenBank genome assembly. NCBI's taxonomy places the organism in Eukaryota, Metazoa, Chordata, Mammalia, Chiroptera, Vespertilionidae.